CUAACUUCAACUAAAAUGGAUAUCUGCCGUCUCUGGAUACUCGUGUCGCUGUCCCUGCAGUUGCAUCUGCUGCCAGGCCUACUGGUUGAUGCCUUUAACUUUUCGCCGCGUGCAAACCUAGUGUUAGGCGCCCCCCAACAUUUGCGUUUUCACUUGAACCAAACGCGCAGCUCCUACUUUGGAUACACCCUGGUGAUACGUCCAACCAGUGUCAUUGUAGGAGCCCCGCGCGCCCAGUCGUCCCUGGAGUCACAGCGCCAGAUCAAUGAGACCGGCGCCAUUUACAGGUGCUCCUUGAGUACCGGCUCCUGCAACCCAUAUGUCCUCGAUCCCAAUGGAAACCGAGACGCUCCGUUCAGCGAGUACACCUACGACUCGGAGCGAAAGGACUUCCAGUGGCUGGGUGGCUCGAUGGACGGCGGCACUAGCGACGCGGACAAGCUUCUGGUUUGCGCCCCGCGAUUUUAUGCUCCCAGCACAAAGGAUUACCAUAUGCAUGGAGUUUGCUACUGGGUGAAAAACACCCUGGCUGGCAGUCCGGAGCACGUCAAUCGGAUUUCCCCGUUGCGGCUAAAGACGGAUCAGGUGGUGCAGGAGAACAACGAAAUCAACUUCUACUACAUACUCGGCGAGCUGGGACUGAGUGCUCAUGUUUCGGACGACAACAGCAAAUUUCUAAUUGGUGCCCCGGGCAUAUAUACCUGGAAGGGAUCGGUGAUACUCUAUGGGCGAGUGGACCCUGCAGAAAACCCAAGCGUCAGCCGGCGCGACACGAGCAGCGCUUUGCGCCGAAAGACUCGGGAAAGCGACUCCAAUGACUACACACCCGACAACUUUGUCCCGGAAAUUCCCAAGCCACAGAACUGGGGUCAACAGGAUGACUCCUACUUUGGCUAUUCUGUGGCCUCUGGUUACUUUGACAGCACGAACCUAACCACUCUGCUGUACGUGGCCACCGCUCCGCAGGCCAACAGACAAUCCGGCGAGGCAUAUAUAUUCGAUGUUCUGGGCAAGACCAUAAAGAAAUUCCACGUGUUCCGUGGAGAGCAGUUUGGGGAGUACUUCGGCUAUUCGGUCCUCGCCGAGGAUCUCAACGGCGAUGGAAGGACGGAUGUGGUGAUUUCAGCCCCCCAACACUCCCAGGAAGACUCGCACGACAACGGUGCCAUCUAUGUUUUUAUCAACAAGGGCUUUUUCAAUUUUGAGUCGAAACUGCUGCGAUCGCCCAUUGCCAGCAAGGCACGCUUCGGGACUACGCUGACCCGCCUGGGAGACAUUAAUCACGAUGGCUACAAUGAUAUCGCUGUCGGGGCGCCGUUUGCGGGAAAUGGAUCGGUUUUCAUCUACCUGGGUAGCGAGCACGGUCUGCGGAGCCAGCCCAGUCAGCGGCUGGAUGCGCCUUCGGGCAAACCUUCAAAGUAUGGAGAACAUAUGUUUGGCCACGGCCUCUCCCGUGGGUCCGACAUCGACGGCAAUGGAUUUAAUGACUUUGCAAUCGGAGCUCCAAAUGCUGAGGCCGUGUAUUUGUAUCGUGCCUAUCCCGUUGUCAGGUUAAAAGCUACUGUAAAAUCACAGUCGCGUGAAAUCAAGCCGGAGCAGGACAAGGUGGCAAUCACAGCCUGCUACGGAAUAACCACAACGGCCACAGCGCCGGCAGUCCAGAAGCAGGAGAUGACCAUACGCAUCGUCAUCGAUUCACAGUUGAAACGGGCCAAGUUUACUCAGACUCAAAGCCAUGAAAUGAGCUUCACAGUCGACGCAGGACUGACUGAGCAGUGCAGAGUCUUUGAGUGCGUUGUGCGCUACAGCGAGAAGGACAUAUUCACACCCAUCGAACUGGAGAUGCAAUACGAACUAACAAAGAAAGUCCCUGAUUCUGAGGAUUUCUGCGAGACCUGUGUCGCUGUUGAUCCCGCAGAGCCGAAGGUCUACACUGAGAAGAUCAUAUUCAGCACGGGUUGCGCAACUGAUAUUUGUAUUGCAGACUUACAACUGAAAAGCAAGGAUGUGAGCCCUACCUACACCUUGGGGAGUGGCAAUACUCUCCGCUUGAACUACGAGAUCACCAACAACGGAGAGACCGCCUAUCUGCCACAAUUCAAUGUGACGAGCGUGCCCCACUUGAGCUUUGCUCAGAUACCGGGCAAUUGCCGGGUUAGCGACACUGGAAUGGUCUGCGAUCUGAACCGGGGGCGACCGCUGGCCAAGGGAGAUAGGGAUGGCAUUACUAUUAGCUUCGAUGUAAGCUCUCUGAGUGGGUUAGCACUUAUAAUAAACGCCGAGGUGUUCAGUACGGGAUAUGAAAAGAAUCCCAUGGACAACAGGCAGACCAAUGUGAUCAGCCUGAGGGAGUACACCGAGAUAGACGCCACUGGGGGCCAAAUAAAUGGCCAAAUUGACUUGGAACACUACAAAAACUCCGCGGAAAUAAUCAACAAUUACGAGAUUAAGAGCAAUGGCCCCAGUAUUAUCGACGACUUGACAUUGUCCUUUCAUAUACCUAUAGCGUAUAAAAUUGCUGGAUCAACUGCCAUCAUACCCAUCAUCAACAUGACCACAUUGAAGAUGCAGGCUACCUACGAUGCUCAGCUGCUGGGUAUAGAGCUGUUCGAUCAGAACAACACCAUGCUCAUCCUAGAUCCAAUAGAAAUUUCCUCCACGCGCGGCAUCCAGAGUACGGAGCGAACGGUGAUUAGACAGAAUGGACAGGGAUACGAUAUUACCACUAGUGGUCAUAUACACCAGUCUUGGCAAGAGCUGGACUCUGAUAUGGUGGCUACCGCUUCCAUGACGCGCAAGCGGCGUGAUCUCAAAGCGGUGACUGCCAACCGCGAGCAGUACGCUCGCAUCUCAAACGCCAAAGCGCACGACCUGCUCAGCGAGGACUUUAAGGGCAAGUUGCCGGUGAAUCGCACAAUUGUAUUUAACUGCAGGGAUCCAGACAUGACGAUCUGCAUCCGAGCCGAGAUGCGUGUCUACAACUUUAGAGCGGAUAAGCCUGUCAACCUGAAUGUUCGUUACUCUGUUGACCUCAAUGAAGUCAAUGCCAUUUUAUUGGAUCCAUGGGAGUACUUUGUCAUCCUGACCGAUCUGGACUUGUUGAAGAAGGGAGACCUGUCCGGCAGCUCGUAUUCCAUCAAUCGGAAGAUUGAGCCAAAUGUGAUAUCCAAACAUCUGCAGUCACGCCUGCCCAUCUGGAUCAUAAUUGUAUCCAUUAUCGGUGGCUUGCUUUUGCUCUCAGCGAUAAGCUAUGCCCUCUAUAAGUUCGGGUUCUUCAAUCGAGCCAAAAAGGAAGAACUGAAUAGACUGGUGAAGCAGAGCCCCGACGAACCCGAGGCUGAGAACCUAAAUUGCGACGGUAAUAACUAACUUUAUUCAAGAGUU
Drosophila persimilis is the source of this 3384-nucleotide messenger RNA. Its product is annotated as integrin alpha-PS3. Gene Ontology annotation, molecular function: integrin binding. Gene Ontology annotation, biological process: cell-matrix adhesion; integrin-mediated signaling pathway; cell adhesion mediated by integrin. NCBI's taxonomy places the organism in Eukaryota, Metazoa, Arthropoda, Insecta, Diptera, Drosophilidae. The record is from RefSeq and is a predicted model, not a curated record. Gene Ontology annotation, cellular component: integrin complex; external side of plasma membrane. The coding region runs from base 16 to 3369 and encodes 1117 amino acids. The transcript is spliced from 8 exons.